AUGUGUCCAGGUGCAGUGACCCUCACAUGGGUCCUUCCAGAGAUUUCUGGGAACUCUGAAGACAUCCCCCUGGUUCGCUGGAGGCAGCAGUGGUUGGAAAAUGGCACUUUGCUCUUCCACAUCCACCAUCAGGACGGCAGUCAGAACCUGCCUGGCCCGGCGGCAACCACUUACCCCGCUAGUGACUCCGCCGAGGAAGAGCUUCGUAUCCUGCACAUCUCUGUCAUGGGUGGUAUGAUCGCUCUUCUGCUGUCCAUCCUGUGUUUGGUGUUGAUCCUGUACACUCGUAGACGCUGGUGUAAACGUCGCCGCGUACCUCAGCCACAAAAGAGCGCUAGUGCUGAAGCAGCCAAUGAGAUCCACUACAUCCCCUCUGUGCUGAUGGGUGGACAGGCCCGGGAAAGUUUGAGAAAUUCUCGCGGACAGGGUCAUAACUCGAGCGGCACAAUCAGCAUCCGUGAGACUCCGAUCUUGGACGGGUAUGAGUAUGACAUCACAGACCUACGCCACCACCUGCAGCGGGAGUGCAUGAACGGCGGCGAGGACUUCACCAGCCAAGUGACACGUACGCUUGACUCACUUCAAGGGUGCAAUGACAAAGCUGGCAUGGAUCUCACUCUAGGGAACGAUAGCACAAAACUGUCCCUAAUGAGCAAGUACAAGGACAACAUCAUAGCUACCAGUCCUGUCGACAGUAACCACCAGCAAAACACACUCCUCCCACACAACACCUCCACCAACCAGCGCAAGCGUCUAACCAGCAAAACACACGCGGGUUCAACUUUCCUGAACCCGGACGGAGACUCUGGGACGGAGGCGGACAGUGAGCCGCAGCUGACCUUCUACACUGACCCAAACCGCAGCCGCCGUCGCAGUCGAGGUUCCCCACGGAGUCCUAUCAACAAGACCACCCUGACUUUGAUCAGCGUGGUGAGCUGUGUGAUCGGCCUGGUCUGCACAUCUCACCUCUCCUGUAGCCUCAACGUCAGAGUCAUACUCCAUGUUCCGGAGCACCUCAUUGCAGACGGCUCCAGAUUCGUUCUGCUCCAGGGCAGCCAGCUGGAUGCAUCUGAUUGGCUGAACCCUGCCCAGGUGCUGCUGUACUACCAGCAGAAUGCCAGUGGCACCUGGGUCAAUGAUCUGUGUGGCCGCCGUCUCUUGGACCCAUGUGAACAUCAGUGUGACCCAGAUACAGGAAAAUGUCUCUGUUUCGAUGGCUACAUGAAGGACCCUGUGCAUAAGCAUCUGUGUAUUCGAAACGAAUGGGGCCCAAAUCAGGGCCCAUGGCCCUACACAAUUUUCCAACGUGGCUUUGACUUGGUGAUGGGAGAGCAGCCAUCUGAUCGCAUUUUUAGAUUCACAUACACUCUUGGAGAAGGCAUGUGGCUGCCACUUAGCAAAAGCUUUGUCAUUCCUCCAGCUGAGCUGGCCAUCAACCCCUCUGCAAAGUGCAAGACAGAUAUGACCGUCAUGGAGGACGCAGUGGAUGUCAGGGAGGAGCUGAUGAUUUCUUCGUCCUUUGACAGUCUAGAAGUGCUGCUCGACUCUUUUGGCCCGGUGCGCGACUGCUCAAAAGACAAUGGAGGCUGCAGUCGAAAUUUCCGUUGCAUCUCUGAUCGCAAAUUGGACUCCACUGGCUGUGUGUGUCCUCCUGGUUUGAGCCCGAUGAAGGAUGGCACCGGUUGCUAUGACCACCACAUUGGCAUUGACUGCUCUGACGGCUUUAAUGGGGGCUGCGAACAGCUGUGCCUUCAGCAGCUGGCACCUCUGGAGGAGGACCCUACUCUCUACAACAUCCUGAUGUUCUGCGGAUGUAUUGAAGAUUAUAAGAGAGGAGCAGACGGCCGCUCAUGUCAGCCGCUGUCAGAAGCCUGCACUGAGGGAGUGGACUGUGGGGACACAGCUGACAUCCCAGCCAACCAGACUGUGUUUGGGGACCUCUUCUACGGCUACAAUAACCACACCAAAGAGAUUACAUCAGGACAGGUCCUUAAGGCUUCCUUCAGGCAGAAGAACUUUGCCCGUGGCAUCGAGCAGCAGCUCCCGGAUGGCAUGGUGGUUGCGUCUGUGCCGACUGAAGCCCAGUGUCAUGAGGAGCUGUCUGACCCAGUGCCUGAUCCAGAGUACCUGACUGGUAUGGUAAACUACAGUGAGGUUACUGGUUAUCCACUGGUUCAGCACUGGAAGCUGCGGUCCAUCAUGUACCAUGUGAAGCUCAAUCAGUGGACCCUCUCCCAAGACUGGAGUGAUCUCACUGAGGAGCCCUCACUGUGA
Sinocyclocheilus grahami is the source of this 2274-nucleotide messenger RNA. Its product is annotated as astrotactin-1-like. Gene Ontology annotation, biological process: neuron migration; neuron cell-cell adhesion. The record is from RefSeq and is a predicted model, not a curated record. Gene Ontology annotation, cellular component: membrane; endosome. Bases 1 to 2274 code for a protein of 757 amino acids. The transcript has 16 exons. NCBI's taxonomy places the organism in Eukaryota, Metazoa, Chordata, Actinopteri, Cypriniformes, Cyprinidae.